GACGCAAGUGCUUGCGCAACUGAACUUGAGAGAAACAUGGCGGCCUCCAUCAGGGCACUUGCCCUUAGAUUUUUCUCAGAUUCUACGCGAAAUAUUCCUCAUGUUUCAGGGUGUCGAAUCAAACAUUUGUGCUGUCGUGCUGGGAUCACAGGGUGUCGCGGAUAUAGCGAUAGCACAGAGGGCAGAAGUACGCACUUUGGUUUCCAAACAGUCCCAGAGGGGGAGAAAGCAGAGAAAGUAUAUAAGGUGUUUGAAAGUGUGGCCAAAAAGUAUGACGUGAUGAAUGAUGCCAUGAGUUUGGGAAUACACAGACUGUGGAAAGACACACUGCUGCACAUCAUGAACCCCCAGCCGGGGCUACGACUACUAGACACAGCUGGUGGCACAGGUGACAUCUCUUUUCGCUUCCUGGAGUACACUCGCUCGAUGUAUGAUCGUCAGCAGCGGAUAAGAGCGAAAUCCCAUCAGACACCAUCAUGGCAGGACAUCGCCGAUCAUUAUGUGUCCGACGAUGCAGGGCCUCCACAGUCGCGGGCCGUGGUGUGUGACAUCAAUAAAGAAAUGCUCAAAGUUGGAAAACAACGAGCGGAGAAAGCAGGAAUCACUACAGGUCUGUCAUGGGUCGUAGGCAAUGCAGAAGAGCUUCCAUUCGAUGACGAUCAGUUUGACAUAUACACUAUUGCGUUCGGCAUCAGAAAUGUGACCCACAUAGAGCAAGCUCUACAAGAGGCUUUGCGUGUCCUUAAGCCAGGUGGACGGUUCAUGUGUCUAGAAUUCAGCAAAGUGACCAACCCUCUUCUCGCAAGGCUGUACGAUACAUAUAGUUUUCAGAUGAUCCCUGUGUUGGGUGAAGUGAUCGCUGGAGACUGGAAAUCAUAUCAGUAUUUGGUGGAGAGCAUCCGAAAGUUCCCAGACCAGGAAACAUUUAAGGAAAUGAUUGAGGAUGCUGGCUUCUUCUGUGUCCAGUAUUUUAACCUGACUGGAGGAAUCGUUGCGAUUCAUUCAGGAUUCAAGCUCUGAGUGUCUACCGCACAUACACAAUGAGUAUCGCUUUCUCUCCAAAUGAACUCUGACAAGAGAGAGUGCUGUUCUACAAACAAAGUGAGGACAGUAAAAUCAGAACACUUGUGCAACAGACACUGGGUCUUAGGAAACUCAGCAUGAAUAGUCCUUUGUUCUGUUGGUAUAUGGAAAUAUUUCACCCUUUGAAGUGAAAAUGGAAGAGAUUAAAAUGUUCUUUAAAGUGUUGUGGGUUUGAGUGAUAUGUUUGUCUGAGAUAUUGAAAAUGUUAAAGGCUGAUGAAAUGUGAGCACUAUUUUUAUUUGUACAAGCUGGACAAUGUUUGGUUUUUGGUCAUUGAGAAGCACAUGCUGACCUAAUAAAACAAAAAAAAGAUUAAA
This is a messenger RNA of Ctenopharyngodon idella (grass carp), 1400 nucleotides long. It is a transcript of the gene coq5, whose product is annotated as coenzyme Q5, methyltransferase. Bases 37 to 1020 code for a protein of 327 amino acids. The record is from RefSeq and is a predicted model, not a curated record. The transcript is spliced from 7 exons. Gene Ontology annotation, molecular function: methyltransferase activity. Gene Ontology annotation, biological process: ubiquinone biosynthetic process. NCBI's taxonomy places the organism in Eukaryota, Metazoa, Chordata, Actinopteri, Cypriniformes, Xenocyprididae.